Messenger RNA from Lodderomyces oxycetoniae, 1431 nucleotides. RefSeq lists its product as uncharacterized. Gene Ontology annotation, molecular function: phosphatidylinositol binding; actin filament binding. Gene Ontology annotation, cellular component: actin cortical patch; ruffle membrane. Bases 1 to 1431 code for a protein of 476 amino acids. Lineage: Eukaryota; Fungi; Ascomycota; Pichiomycetes; Serinales; Debaryomycetaceae. The record is from RefSeq and is a predicted model, not a curated record. The transcript is spliced from 2 exons. Gene Ontology annotation, biological process: actin filament bundle assembly; regulation of ruffle assembly; actin cortical patch localization.
AUGGGUAUUAAUAAUCCGAUUCCAAGGAGUUUGAGGAGUGAAUCAAAAAAAGCAGCAAAAGUCUUAUCAUCUUUUAUCAAACCAAACCAGCUUGCAGGGCCCGAUGAAAUAAUCCCACCUAGAAUAUUAAAGAAUGCCAAGGGUUUGGCUGUAAUAACGGUUUUGAAAGCAGGGUUUCUUUUUUCGGGAAGAGCAGGCUCAGGAGUUGUUGUUGCACGUUUACCAGAUGGACAAUGGUCAGCACCCUCCGCUAUAAUGACUGCGGGUGCAGGAAUGGGUGGUAUGGUUGGUGCUGAAUUGACCGAUUUUGUGUUUGUCUUGAACACAAAAGCAGCAGUAGAUUCUUUUGCACAGUUGGGUUCGGUCACUUUGGGAACAAACGUAUCGGUUGCCGUUGGACCACUAGGUAGAAGUGCAGAGGCAGCUGGUACAGCCUCUUUAAGUUCAGUUUCGGCAAUUUUUGCUUAUUCCAAGACAAAAGGUUUGUAUGCUGGUAUCUCGCUCGAAGGAUCAGCAAUUAUGGAAAGAAGAGAUGCAAACAGAAAGUUCUAUGGUGAGGAUAUCAAGGCUAGGGAUAUUCUAGCCGGUCGAGUGGAACCACCUCCAGCGUGCGAUUCUCUUUUGAGGGUCUUGGAAUCGCGAGUAUUUAAUAAUAGAGAGGAAUGGGACGACGAAGAUUUCUAUAACGACGACUACUAUGAUGAUAUCCCAGACGAGUUUUCCGAUACAACUUCAACUUACUCGUCACCUAGUAGAAGUAGAAGACGUGGUGUAUCGGCUGUGGGUAGACGCUCAAGCCGCAGAAGAAGGCAAUCAGAUAACUACUAUUCAGAUGAAGAAGAUGAUUAUUCAGAUGAGAGUGAUGAUUAUGGUGGAAGAAAUAGAAGAAGACCUAGUACACGAGCAACAUCAACGAGAGGCUCCAGUGCAGGAGGCUACUCAAAGUCGAAACAUGAUGCAUCAUGGGAAGACGAUGUAUACGAUUCGGGAUAUAAUGGUAGAUCAAGGGCAAGAGGAAAUAGUGAUGCGUAUGACUCAGGAUACAGUGGAAAUACAAGAGCAAGAGGCAAUAGUGAUGUAUAUGACUCAGGAUAUAAUGGUAAAACAAGAUCAAGAGGGAACAGUGACGUUGAUAGAUUGAAUGCAAGAUUGGGAAAUACAAGGUUGUCACCAAAUAAGGGUAACGGAGCACCUUCUAGACCCCCAACCGCUUCGAAACCAAAUUUUGGUGGGAGUCAAAAAUCAAAAGCCAAUGCAUCUCAGGCUAUUGCUUUAUAUUCUUUUAAAGGUGAACAAAGUGGAGACUUGCCAUUUAAAAAGGGAGAUGUUAUUGAUAUUUUGAAGAGAACGGAAACUGUAGAUGAUUGGUGGACAGGUAGAAAUAACGGAGUAACAGGAAUCUUUCCUGCUAAUUAUGUGGAGUUGAUUUAA